GUGUUGUUUCGCUGCGGGAUGUGUUGCUGAUCCGGCGGUCCGGCGUUUUAAAAAGUAUAUUUUACGGACGUGAAAAUGCGGGGAAGCCACCUAUUCCAACCGAACCGAGCACUCGGAUACGUGAGCAAUCAUGUGCCCCCGAAUGUGCGGUACAUCGAGCAACGGCGUGAAAAUAUCGUGAUCACCUGCGUGGGCCGCUCAUUUCACGUUUACGGCUGCGACAGUCUCCGGUUGAUCCGGGCCGGCCGUAUCCAUCAGGAGAACAUUACGGCCCUGGCGGCGGAUGGAUUUCUAACGUACGCCGCUGCAGGCAACGUUAUCUACGGCUGGCGGUCCAGCGUGGAACUGCGCAAAGUAUUCCGUGGCCACAUCGCACCAGUUCAUCUGUUGCUUCCUUUCGCCCAGCAUCUCAUCUCGAUCGACGAAAGCAGCUUGCUGAAGGUGUGGAUCGUUGCGACCGCUGGCCUGUAUCUUGAGAUCCCGUUCGCCAAGGAUGAGUUCGCCAUAUCGGCAAUCGUCCAUCCGGCGUCGUAUAAGAACAAGAUUCUGCUCGGCAGUGGCCAGGGUGGGCUGCAACUGUGGAACCUCAAGUCCAGCAAGCUCGUACACAAGUUCGAGUCUUUCGACAGCAAAGUGCUGCAGCUGGUGCAAGCGCCGGCCAUCGAUGUGAUUGCGAUCGGGCUGCACAAUGGAAGAAUUGUGCUGUUGAACAUCAAAUACGGCGAGAAGGUGCUAGAGGUCCACCAAGAUUGGGGCCCCGUCACGGGCAUCAGCUUCCGCACGGACGGAUACUCCGUCAUGGCAAGCGGGAGCUCCAACGGUCAAAUUGUGUUCUGGGAUUUGGAGGAGAAAACCAUCGUUUCCACCCUGACUGCACACGAUGAUUCAGUGACCGGGCUAGAGUUUCUACCGAACGAACCGCUGCUGGUCUCCUGCUCGCCGGACAACUCGUUGAAGAUGUGGAUCUUCGAUAUGCCGGAUGGUGGAGCGCGGUUACUAAGGUACCGUGAGGGUCAUGCAGCGUCUCCGACGUGCGUUCGCUAUCAUGGUGCAUCCGGACGAAACAUCCUGUCGUCGGGUGAAGAUGCUUCGCUUCGCAUUUUCAGCACCGCCUCGGAAACACUGAACUGCAGCAUGGGAAAGGCGAGCUACAAUCGGAAGGCAUCCAAAAAGAACAAGAAGAAAUCGGAGGAUCCGUUCCGCAUGCCCGCCAUCAGUUACUUCACCUCGGAGACCACGCGUGACAAGGAGUGGGACAGCAUAGCGGCGUUACAUCAUGGUUUGGUACAGGUUACCACCUGGUCCUUCGAUAAACGACGCAUGGGAGAGCUGUCCCUCGUUCCCGAACAGUUCCAGAACAAGUCUCGUACCGAUUUCAGUGUCACGGCUACCUGCUUAUGCCUUACCCACUGUGGCAAUUUCGUCACCAUCGGUUACUCUAGUGGCCAUGUAGAGCGGUUCAACAUUCAAAGCGGAGCGCACCGGGCCACCUAUGGGGCACCGAAGGCACACAAGGAGCAUGUGCGUGGCCUGGCCAGUGACAAUCUGAAUCAGAUGAUCGUGUCCGGCGCGGCCGAUGGGUUGCUAAAGUUUUGGCGUUUCAAGGAAGCGUACGCAACGGUCAUUAAGACUCCGAUCGAUACGAUGAAACUGGAAGAACCGAUCACUCUGCUACGGACACAUCGCGAAAGCGCCAUGAUCUGUGUCGCGUUGGACGAUUUCUCCGUGGUGCUGGUUGAUAUGGACACACGAGUCGUGGUGCGGCGCUUCGAAGGUCAUCGUGGCAUGGUGACGGACGCGUGCUUCUCACCCGACAGCCGCUGGCUCAUGACGGCUGCCCAGGACUGUACCAUCAAGGUGUGGGAUAUUCCGUCCGCUUAUCUAAUCGAUCAUUUCCGUGUGGCACAGAUGUGCACCUCGCUGUCGAUGUCACCGACCGGUGACUUUCUGGCCACCGCUCACGUCGACUACCGUGGCAUCAAUUUGUGGGCAAACAAGAGUCUCUUCUCGCACGUUACACUGCGUGGCCUAAAGCCAGACUCGGAGGCUCCGUUGCUCGAUCUGCCAACAACGGUCGUUGAAGAGUCGGAGAGUUCAUGGAUGAAGGAAACAACGGAGGACGAAGCAGUGGAAGACUUGGAGGACGAACUCGAAAGAAUCAAUCUGGACUAUCGCUCACCACCGCAGCUUUCGAGCGAGCUAAUUACGAUGUCCGACUUGGCGGCGUCCCGUUGGCAGAAUCUGCUCAAUCUGGACAUCAUCAAGAAGCGCAAUCGUCCACGGCAGGCACCACAGAAGCCCAAAUCGGCCCCAUUCUUUCUACCGACCGUGGCGGGACUGGACUUUGAAUUCGAUCUCUCGCGGACAGACGCCGCAAGGGGGGACGAGCAGCAGCGGCAGCUGCUGGGAAGCGACGGAUCACACAUCAUCGAAACCAAGCAACUCGACCACUUGACCGACUUUGGGAAACUCCUUAAAGCGGCCCUGGUUACGGAGGAGUACGAGAAAGCGGUACUGCACCUGAUGAAGCUCGGCCCUACGAUGAUUGACUAUGAGAUUCGCCACCUUACACCGUUCGAUGGUGGCAAUGGGAGCCUCUCCGUGAUGGGCGCCUUCAUGCGUAUGAUCAUCGCUAUGUUCGGUGCACGACGCGAGUUUGAAUUGGCGCAAAGCUACCUGAGCGUGUUUCUGAAACAGCAUGGCCGCACCGUGGUAGAGAACGAACAGCUGAGUGAACUGUUGCCCGAGAUAGAGCGAGCACAGGCCGAGGGCUGGUCGGUGCUGGAAGACAAACUGCUGUACGGACUGGGGGUUGUGAGUAAUUUGAGAAACUACAGUGCUUAAUGGAAGCAAUAAAGGGGGGCCACGCCGUACCCCGGGUCGGUUUAUU
Messenger RNA from Anopheles aquasalis, 2890 nucleotides. RefSeq names its product WD repeat-containing protein 36. Gene Ontology annotation, biological process: rRNA processing. Gene Ontology annotation, molecular function: protein binding. The record is from RefSeq and is a predicted model, not a curated record. Lineage: Eukaryota; Metazoa; Arthropoda; Insecta; Diptera; Culicidae. Gene Ontology annotation, cellular component: Pwp2p-containing subcomplex of 90S preribosome; small-subunit processome.